Molecule: messenger RNA, 19796 nt
Organism: Cinara cedri
Lineage: Eukaryota; Metazoa; Arthropoda; Insecta; Hemiptera; Aphididae
Source: the annotation of a GenBank genome assembly
AGUAUAUACCAAUUAUUAAGGUAUUUUAUUCGAAAAGUUGAACAUGGUGUCAGGCAAACUUAUAAUAAUUAUUUAUUUGACGAUUUUAAAUUUCGAUAAUUCUCGUGCUAGUAAGUUUGAUUACGUAGUAUUUAUAAUCUCAUGUGUAUAACAAAAUAAUUAUUUCAUAUGACUUGAUAAUAUUUGUUCUUGAUAUAUUUAUUAUCAAUGUUGUUCAUUAACUAUAAGUAUUAAUUACUAAUUGUGUAUAUAUUAUAUAUCAUUAAAUAAUUACUAAUUUAGUAUAUUGUGUACUAAUGAGUUUACGUAUAUAAAAUAUGUAUAUAUUAAAGUUGAUAAAUUUAUUUUAUCUGUUAAUUGUAGUACGAAAGUCGUGUAAAGGUAAAAUAUUUUCGAUUGUUAAAAAAUACGUUUAUUCGUAGUUCUUACAUAAUAUUAUAUGCCUAAAUAUAAAUGUAAUUAUUUUCCAAGCAAACCAAUAACAGAUGCCUAACUUAUACUAGUUUUAUAUUAGUGUCAUGCCAGAUAUUAUUUUCAGGUGUUAUACAGUAUAGAAUCCGCUUAAUGGUGACACCGCACAAAGGAGCCGACUACUUGUAACGUUUGUCUUCUUCUCCGGAUCGGAAGGGGAGACUGUUAACUUUGAUUAAGAAAAAAAUAAUCAAUGAUUGAUACAUAUGAAAUUUUCUUUUUUUUUAUUCGCAUAUUAAUAAUAUAGUAAAAUAACAACAAGUAGUUUCUUUUGUUGUAUAAAAUAAAAGAAUAAAUCCAAAAUAAAUUUCCGGAUUGUAUUGUACACGAAUAAUUAGAUACCUUUCGUUUUACAUACAAUAUUUUCUUUUAAAAAAAUUUAAUCUGACAAAUCUUUACAAUAUUUCUUUAGAAUAUUACUUCAAAAACUGUUUAAAUUAUCAAUUAAAUGCAUAACUAGAUUAUUAUUGGUGUAAGGGAAUAAGGAAAAAUAAUAUAUGUACACACUUAAAGCUAGCGUACAAAAAAAUUUUUUUUUUUCUUUUAUUUAUAAGCACUUAUUUCUACAUAAAAAAAUUUCCGGAGAAUAAUCCAUUUAGUCCAGAUUAUUUUUUUUUAUUCAAGUUUUCUUUUCUUUUAUAGAUAUUGAUUUUAUAUUCUUUUUUUUUGUAUUAUUAUUAUUACUGAAUAAUAAGCUUAAGGCGUAUGUAUAACGGGUUAUUCCUUACUUUAAACGAAUAAUUAAAUCAGUAUGAAACUGGAUCGGUAUAUCCUUCUGAGUCGAGUGAGCAACUACAGUGGAUCUCAUACAUUUGGGUUCACGGUUAAUUUCAACCGUUCAUCGUGAUGUUGGGUUAUUUGAUAAAUAAUUUCAGUUGAUAUAUUCCGUGAAAUUGCGCACUAUUUCCCCGUUCAUCAAGUUAUUAUAGCGGUUUACGAGGAUUAUUCUGGCUUGCGCCAGAAUAUAUGGUCGUUAAAACUUUCUCGAAAGGCUAUGCCAGGGAGAAAACCGACGAAGGAGCGAUGGCUCAUAUAUGCCCGUGCCAACGUCGUAAGUAGAGUAUGCCCAUUUAAACGCAUGUAACGCAAAUCUGAUUCUAUACCGCGGUGUUGGGACUCUAUUUUUAUUAUGUGCCGCCACCGCGCGGCAAGUAUCGAACUAUGCUCUCUGUUUCGCGAACGCUAACUGCAGUGCGUCGACGUAAAUUUGUCUCGUUACAAACUUAAUAAGGAAAAAUAAUUGGCAGGUCCCGAAUGAAUGUAUUUGUUUGAGACAAUUUAACUUUGUUUAUUGGGAAUAAACUAUCGGUUAUAAGAGACUAAUCUAAUAUUAAGAUAUCUAUAAUAUCUAAUAGUCUAAUCUAAAAAUACCUACUUAAUUGAAACUAUAACUGUCUUAUCUGUAUGUCUCUAUUCAAUUUUGGUGGCUCGUGUGUUUAAUGAAUAUUUUAUGCAAAUAUCGAUUCUCCUAAAAUUACAUGAAUACCUAAUUAAGUACCUAUUCACUAUUCUCGUGAGUUAUUACAUAUUCGUCACUAAUGCAAUACUAUUAUAAGUAAUAAUUGUCUGAUAAGAAGUCCGUUCUUUACCAGAUAUAACUGAUAUAAGAAUCUUUGAUAAUGAAACGGCAAAUAAUCAUCGUGUCGUGAUUGUGAGAAUGAACUCAUGAAUAUUUUGAUAGCAUAAUUUUCUUUUAUUUAUGUUAACUUUACCGAUAAUGCGUGGCAAGAUGGGGAAUACGAUUAGAGAAUAGAGAAUAUCGAAUAUUUGUAUAUGCAUAUCAUUCCCACGAAUAGCGAAUAUCCACGAUUAGCAAAUAAUCGUCAAUUACUCGAGUAGUGUGAACCCGGAUUAAAACAUUUUUUUAACGAUUGGAAAGUUUACCAUAAUGUACUGUACCUAUAACAUAAGAUUUUUUCAUUUGAUUUUGAAACUUUAAAUACAUUUUACAAGUUUUUACGUAAAUAUCACAAGUGUUCCUUUAAUAUAAUAUAAUUUACCUAAUAUUAAAUAAAUAAUUACACUAAAUGUUUAAAUAAACAAUAUAUUUGAUAUAUUUGAACACUCAAAAAACUGAUAACUAGAACACUUUAAAAAAAACCUAUUCUACAAAAAAAAAGCUGAUACUGGAGAUGAGCGUGCAACUGUUGUAAUGGGAAAUUGUAAAGGUAGGAUACAUAAAAUUAUUUGAUUUAUACAAUAUGUAAGUAACGAUAAAUCAUUUUAAACGAAAAAUGAUUCGAACCAUAAUAUUAACGAUUUUCGUAAAAAUUUGAUGUAUUAAAACUUUUAUGCAUAUAAAAAAAGAAAAUACAGCAUUAUACUUAAUUUUUUUUUAUCACUGUGUAUAUUAUAUAAUGAACGUUUUGAUAAAUUUUCAAACAUUUCUGUUUGGUCAAAUAAUUUUAUCCAUAGAGUACCUACCAAAUAAAAAUGACGUCAAAAACUAUCAAAAUUAAAUGUAGCUCAAAAAUAGCUCAUAUAUAUUAAAAAAUCUACGACUUCCAGAAAAGGUAAAGUUCUUAGUUAAAUUUUUAAGUUGCUACGAAUAUUUUUAACAGAAUUAGGUACAUCAAAUUGAAAAUAAUAAAACCAUUAUUUCCGUAAACGUUUCCAUUAUUUUUAUAUUUUUUUCUGUUUAGCUCAAUUAUUUAAAAACUAAAAUAAUAAUAAUAAUAAUAAUAAAUCAAAAAACUAUUAUUAAAUUAGGCAAAUAGAUAAAUUGAAAUUCCCAAUUAUGAUGAAAAUUACUUAACAAAUCAAAUAACAACUUAAUUCGCGAGAAACUAAAAAUCUGAAAUUCAACAAAUUAGCUCUCUAUAGGCAUUUUUUGAUUAAAGUAAUAUUUUUGGGGAAAACACGGUUCGUAAAAAUUUAAAACAAUGAAAUCGGUAACACCGUAUCGCUAUAAAUAUUAUUCGUUUUACGUUUUAAGUAUAAUUAUUUUUUCAGGGUAUUCUCAAUUAUUAUAAAAACCAUAAAAAAAAUCAAAGAAAGACCUCUUUAAUGCCUCAAAUAUAUACAAUUUUCAUUCAGAAAAGGUGCUAGGCUCUAUACAAUGAAACAAGUUUUCUGUUUGAAAAUUUUUUCACAAAAAAUAGAAUAAAAAAAAGUUGAUAAUGGGAAUGAGUUCAGCCACUGUUGUAGGUGGGAAGUCAGGAAGGUAGGUUACAUGAGUUAUUUAAUUUAUAUCUGUACUCAAAGAUAAACCAUUGUUAUCAAAAACACGAUUCCGAAGAAAGUUCAGUAAGAUACAUUUUAAAAUGUAGUAAUUUUAACGAUUUUUUUCAUAAUUUAAUCUUAAAAUGCUUUGAAAUAAAAAACAUCAAAAAUGCAUCAUAAAUGCAUCAAACUUAAAUUUGUUUUUAGACUACUAAGUACUACUUAUUAUGUAUCUUGUGUUAAAUUGUUUCGAUUACUUCUCUGUAAUCAUAUAAUUUUAAAAAUAAAUACCAAAUAGAUGCCAAAUAAAAAUUAAUUUAAAACAUGAAAAUAUCAAAUACCUAUAAAUAGUCUCAAAAAAGUUAAAAUAUUUUAAAAAUUUUACCACGUCUACAAAAGACCAAUACAAUAUUUUGUAAAAACUAUAGAUCUCAAAAAAAAAUGUUUAACCGGAAAAAAAAAUAAAAAAAAUCCAAGUGCCGUAUACUUGGUUGUACUUUCAACGUUUUCCCCCGAUUUUUCACAAUUAUUAUAAAAACUACUUUAGAUCAAAGAAUAUCAAAAUAUGACCUUCCUCAAUACACCAACUAGGUAAAAUUUUCUUUUAAAAAAUAUGCUACAAUUUUAUAUCGGAGUAAGAUUUUUGAUAAAAAGUUGCUUACAGACACAAAAAAUAAAAAUAACACAAAUUAUAGUAAAACCAAUACAUCUUUCACUUUAUUCCGAAUCUAAAACCUAUUUAAUUUAAGUAGUAAAUAAGAAGGCAACUACCAAUAAAUGGAUACCAAAUAAUUAUAAUAUUAUGUACGAAUUGUUAGGUAUAUUCAAAAUAAUAGAAAAUUUGAGUAUUUAACAAGUUUACCUAAUUUAAAAUGAAAAAUUUAAUUUCAACAGAAACGUUACACGAUAAUAGUGCUACUAAAAGUAAGUAGACAAUUAAUUUUGAAAAUAAUAUAGAAGUAAAUAAACAUUAUAUUAUUCGUAAAUUGUUGUUUCCUGUACAUUGGUACCUACUACCUAGUACUCACCUAUAUUAUGUAUUUUAUUGAUAUUCCGAUUGUAGAUACCUAGUUUUUUGUUAAUGUGGACAUCUGUCGGGGACUUUUUACCAUAUAAUUUCAAAAACUGACACGCAAUCCUAUUAGAACUCUUUCUAGAUCCCAGGACUCUUACUGCCACUUAGUGUAAAAUAAUAAAAUGUUUAUUAUUAUGUAUUUAUACAAAAACAAUUUAUAAACUUCAUAGUAAUAUUGAUUAGCUAUUUUUGUAUGACUUGUAUAACAGCUCAUGUUUGGUAUUCAGCUAAAAAAGGACGUAUGUAUAAUAAUAUAAUAUUAAGUUAUACCUAAAUAAUAUUAUGAUAUUUCAAAAAAAUAUCAGAAUACGUGAUAAGUAUGAUUUUCGAAAAUCUCAAGAAAAUACAUAUUAUUUACGAGAAAUGCUUUGAAUAUAAUUAUAGGUACAUCAGACAUCUAAAUAUCCUAGAUAUUAAGGAUUUUUAUUUUUGUUUCUUAAGAUUUUGGAAAAUUACAAUUUUAUACUUCAACAAUAUAUUAUAAAUAAUGUAAUAAAUAAAUAAUUAUAUUAAAUAUUAUGAAAAGGGUUCAGUACUUGUUGCACCAAAAAUGAUCAAUGCAAAUAUACGCUUAAAACUUUCCGAAUAUGCUUAAUAGUAUGCAGAAUAGCAUAGGGUGACCAUACGUCCGGUUUAAAAUGCAAUUGUCCCUUUUUGAUCACCUUGUCCCGUUGUCCGGUCAAACUCCGAACGGGACGCUUUUUAUCCAGUUUUUAGAAGAUGGUCCCGUUUUAAUCCCAUUAUUAUAUUAUUAUAUAUUUUGUAUUUAAAAUGUGAAACGAAAGUUAUAAAUAACAGAUAACAGUUUUAUUGGAACGAGCGUCGAGUACGGAUACUGAUGAACUAUACAAUUAGCGUUAAGCAAGGAACAAUACGCCGUAUGGCAGAGUGAACUAAAAUUAUAUAAUGGUAAAUAGUUAAUAGUGCCUAUUUAUAAUUAAUGAUAUUGGAGAUAUAGAUUUUUUUUAUCAAAAAUUCGAACGACAAAAUGUGUAGUAAUGUACAUUGAACGGAGUACGGCGAUCUUAUUUAUUAACGAUAUAGCCACUGUGUGUCGGCUUGUUUCUUUUAAUUUUUGUUCGUUGUUACAUUAUUUUCUUUUUAAAAUACCAAAGUGGAGGUGCACGUUUACUGUAUCGGUACAGUCUGAAUUUACUUUCCUCGAAAAAAUGUGAAGAAAUAGGCAAGGUACAGUAUGCAAGGUAAUAUUUUAAAUCAAACAUGAUUUGUACGAAAGCUAGGUUAUACGAAAAAAGUUUUCUUGUACGCUUACCAAGUGUGAAUCAAUUAUUCUGAAUGUAUUGGCCCCUUUUUCAAUGGACGAAAUUAUAGAUUGACUAAAGGCCAUUAAUUUUGCGACAGUUAUGAGCGACAGUUCAAAUCAUAAGAAUUUCAAAAAUGCCCCCAUUCUUAUUCGAUAUUUCAAUCUUAAAAUGGGAGUUCAAAUAAAAGUGUUCGAAUUCACAAAUUUGAAAAGAGAUUGGAGAAACUUCGGAUAUAUUGUCAUCUAAUAUAAUAAAAACUUUGAUAAAACAUAAAUCAUCUCACAAAAUUUUUACAUUUCCUGGGGAUAAUUGUAAUAACAAUUUUGGAGGUGCUGCAAGGAAAGGAACAAAAAAUGUAAAAACUAAUAUUUGUGGAAUUGGUUGUGCAGCUCAUAUUCUGCAUAACGCUAUGCAAACAAGUACAGGUGUUUUACCUAUUGAUGUCGAAUGUAUAGUUUACAAAAUAUUCCAAUACUUUCAUAUAUAUACUACUAGAGUAGAAUCAUUAAAAGAAUUUUGGGAUUUUACAAAUAUUCAAUACAAAAUUUUACUCGGAAGUGUAAAAAUACGAUGGCUAUCCUUGGAACCAGUAGUUUCUAGAAUUACUGAAAUGUAUCCAGUUUUAAAAUCGUACUUUGACUCUCAGGAGAAAUGUCCAACCAUUUUAAAAUCAUUUUUUAGCGAUUCCGUUUCAAUAAUAUGGUUUUAUUUCAUACUAAGUCAAUUAAAAGUCAUUUGCGACACUAUAAGAUAAAUAUAAUAUAUUUGCUGGGAAAAAUCAAAAAAUGACCUCUUUAAAGUAUCUUCCCGGUCAAAUUUCCUUUCAGAAUAAUCGCUAUCAUUAUAAAUCGGAGCCAAAUUGCUUGUAAAAAAGUUGUCCACAGGAAAAAAGAAGGCCGUAAUAUAUUUUAACUAAUACUUAAAUUUCUUAUAAUUUUCCGUUUUACCUUUGUUCUUUUCCGGUUUUUUAAAUUUGAUGAUAAAACUCCUGAGAAAAUCGAAAAAUAAACCUUUUUACAGUACCUCCACAGUCGGAUUUCCUUUUAGAAAAAUUGCUAUAAUUAUAAAUUGGAGCAAAAUUGCCAGUCGAAAAGUUAUGCACAGAACAUAAAUCGUAUUAUUUUAGUAAUAUAUUUUGUACAUUUUCCGAUUUUUCCUCAGUUUUUUUUCGGUUUUUCACAUUUUAUUAGAAAAUUCUUGAGAUAAUCGAAAAACGACCUGAUUAAAGUACCUCCUUAGUCAGGUUUCCUUACAGAUAAUGUGCUGCACUUCAAAAUUGGAGCAAGAUUUCUGGUAGAAAAGUUGCGCAAAGAUAAAAAAAAAUAAUUAAUAUUAUUGUAAAACCAUAAGCUUCUUCGCUUCACUCAUAGUCUAAAAAACAUGUAGGUUAGUCGGUAAAUGGUAACACGACGGAGUCCAUGAAUACAAACGUCAUAUCUUUAGUGCUUUUGUCAAGAUUUUAUCAAACUUCCAAUCGUUGUUUUAUAUACAAAUAACAAUAAUCAUAUGUCAAUAACAAGACUCUCAAUUCCUGUCGGAUAAAGAUAAUCGUAACAUUUUAAAAAUUAUUUUGUACGCUUUUCAAACAUAAUUCAUACGUGUUUCCAACGAUAAACCAUUGCUACGUAACGAAAAACAAUUCGAAGCGAAGUUCGAUUAUACAUGAUUGGAAAGGCUGUAAUAUUGCCGAUUUUCGUCAAAAUUUGAUUUUAAAACUUUUAUGAAAAAAAAAGAAAAAAGAUGGGCAUCCUUCGCAUGUUGGUGGGCCACUGUGGUAGGUGGGAAGUUAGGAAGGUAGUAGAGGAGAAAUUUAAUGUAUAUCUGUAAGCAACGAUAAUUCAUUGCUUACGAAAAACCAAUUCUGAGCGGAGUUUAGUUGAUGGUGUUGCUUUAUCAAAAAUAUAUGUACAUGUCAUAUUAUGGUAAAUUAAUUACAUAAUAAGCAUUAUAUAUUAAAAAUAUUCGUAGAGACUUGAAAUUCGAACAGAAAAAUUAUAUUUACCUUUUCUAGACAUCGUAAAAUUUUCAAAAAAUGUCAGCCAUUUUUGAGCUAAUUUUAGAAAUUUUAAUUUUGCGAGUUUUGUACGUAAUUUUUAUUUGGUAGUUACUCUGUAGCGAAAUUGUUAGACUUAACAGAAAUGCUUGAACAUUUAACAGGAGGUUCCUUAAGUCUUAAUUUGUGGUAAAAAAAAAAAUUGAGUUUAAUGUAUUAUUUUUUUUUAAAGGAAUUUUUAUAUCAAAUUUUGACGAAAAUCGUUUAAGUAAAAAUUAUGUGGAAGAAAUCUAAUUUAAAAUUUUUUGUUUUUAAUAUAUGUAUAUAGCUGAUUUAAGAACGAUGGUGUAGUUAGAAUUUAGCUAAUUACUUAGUUUCAAAAUUAUAGACUUUUGAAAUUCUGAUAAUAUGCGGGUAUUACAUGCUAUGUUAAAUAACUCUAUAAUUUAUAUUUAAAAUAUGUUUGUCGUAGUCUAAUUUAUAUAGAUACUUAUUGUCAUCCUAGGAAUAGUGAGUUCAAACGCGGGUUCCAAAAAAAAUUAUUACAAAAAAAGGAAAAAAUAAAUUUUCCUUUUUAUCUAAACAGAGAAAAACUAAUGCAUUGUAGGUGUAUCUAGAGGGAGUGCCGUAAUUUGUUGGAAAAUAUUUAGUCGGAAUUAUUUUUUGUCGGAAAAUAUUUUUUCGGGACUUUAUUUUGUCGGAAAAAUAAUAUGUUGGAAAUUAUUUUGUCCGAACCGUUCAAUAUAAUUUGAUCAUAAGCACUCCGUGAUUGCAUGCUAUCGUCGUUGGGUGAUAAUUAUUUUCCGACGAAUUAUUUUUCCGAAAAAAAAACGGUUCCGACAAAAUAUUUUCCAAUAUUUUACGUGCUCCCUAACUAGAGACCAAGUUAUCGAUCGUUCGGACUGUUUUAAUUGAAAAAUACCUCUCGAUUUGUUGUGCAAACUUUCCAACCAGAAAACUUUCACGAAUUUCUAAGUGUAGCUUCUUCUGAAGGAAAUUGAACUAGGUAGGUAAUAAUGUUGUAUAUAUCUAGGUAUUUUAUUUUUUUUUUUGGUUAUUUUGCUUAUCUGUGUCCUCAAUCAUCUUAAGAUAUUAUUAUUAUUAUGUUACAAUUUAUGUAAUAUUUAUUUAAAAUUUAUAUUAUUAUAGAUACCAUUGAGCAAAUUAAUGCAAAAUAUCGUGGUAAGAUAUUUACUGUUAAAGGUUUAUUUACUUGAUAUUGUGUCCGUUUUAGAAUUUUAAUCGAAAUCUAUUUGCAUAGGUAUUAUUUAAAUAAAUAACGGUAUCCCGUCAUUUGUUUCGGCCACUUUAUCGCACAUCAAUAAUCUUGCGCGUCAUUAUUAUCGCAAUGUAUUUGAGAGGAUGAUAUUCCACAAACAUACAAUUCGGUAAAAGGUUGGCAUAAUUCUUUUAAUUCUAUGCUAAGUGCAUUCCAUCCAUCGAUUUGGACAUUCAUAAACGCAUUAAAAAAAUUAAAAAGUUUAAACUGUUUUAAAAUUUAACAAUAUACUGCAGGCUUUGAACCAUCUCAGAAAAAAAAUAAAUAAAAAUAUCACAAUAAAAUUUAAAAAAAAUUGUAACUGACUAUAAAAAUAGAUCAGUUGACGACUAUUAUCAUGGUACAUCACAUUAUUCUCAAUACCAACAAAAAAUAAGCAAAUAUUAAAAAAUAUGACGAUUUAAAAUAAAUAAAAUAAAAUAUUAUGCUUAACUAUGUAAAUUAUAUUAUUAUGACUAUUAUAUAAUAACUAUUAAUUAUAAACUCAUAUGACUAUAAAUAUUGUGUGUAUUAUUAUUUUUUACUAUACAUAUAAUAAAUAAUCAAUAAAUAUAUCUAAGGGAAUAUUAAAAAACUUCUGAAAGAAAUUGAAAAACGACCUCUCUAAAGUAACUCCGUAGUAAACCUUCUAGAAACAUUACUAUCAUUAAAAGUUAAAGUAAAAUUGAUAGUAGAAAAGUUGUCCACAGAAUAAAUUAUAUUUAUUAAAUUUCGUAAAUUUCCAUUUUUUUUUUUCAAAUUUUCGCAUUUGAUGAGAAAACUCUUGAGAAAAUUGAAAGAUAAGUAGUUAAGUACUUCCUCACGCCGAUUUCCUAUCAGAAAAGGUGUUACACGUAAAAAUCCGAGCAAGUCUUCUGGUAGGAAAGUUGCUUACUGAUUUUUAACUUCCCGUGUAAUAGUUUCCUAAUAUGAUUUAAUCGAAACCGACUUUUAUUGUCCACCAAAAGGUGUAUUUACUAUUUAUAUUCAGAUAUACAUUAUUAUUAAGGAGAAUACCUUUCUAGUCUGAAGACUCUGUUACAGUAAAAUUUACCGUUUCUGUCUUCCUACAGACAAUAUAUUAAAAACGUGUUCGCUCAAAAUAAACUAAAAGACCCUUAAAAUCGGUGUUAAAGAUAAAACAUUUAUUAUACGAGUUUUAGAUGAUGGCUACCUCUAAACCUCAUCGGCCUUUUUUAAACCUUUGUUAAUGAUUUUAAUAUUUAAAUAAUUGAAAAUACAAACAAGUCAUCAUCAAAAGAUUAUAGUCUACAUAUUUAUAAUAAAUUAAAUAGGUGUUUUACUUCUAAAACCAAUUUUAAAGACUUUUUUUUUUUGUUUAUAUUACAUAAACAUAUUUGAAAGACAUACAUAUACGGCAAAUGUCUGCAAUGCAAUUAUUUAUUGCAUAUAAAAUGUUAUUGUUUAUUAUACCUCUGCAGUUAUAUCAAUACAUAUAGUAUGUACAUCAAAUUUUAGGUUUAGUUAGAGUCUACAUGAUGUUUCUUAACGAAAUGAGUGAAAAUAGUAAGUGUCUAUAGCUAUAAUAGUAACAACAAACUAUAUUAUAAUAUUGUUUAAAAUAAAACAAAACAAAAACAAAAUAUAAUACCAUAUAAUAGGUAGGCUGUUCAAUAUUUAUACAAUAACAAUACUAUAUCGAUUUUCGGUAAAAAAAUAAAAUAAAAUGUAUAAAUUGUUAUACAAAUAAGUUACAUACAAAUAACUACCUAUAUAUAAUAUUAGUACAUAAAUUAGUAGUAUAACUAAUUUUUAAAUAACUUUUUAUUGAAAAUUAGAACUAAAUAGUGAAUAAUAAUAUUCAGCUCCAGUGAAUUUUAAAUAAAAAAAAAAAAAUGAUUAAUUUUAAAUGUAUAAAUAUAACAUUAUCAUAUUAGUUGAAUAAAUUAUUGAUGGUGCCUCAGUGGACCAAAACGGCAUCCAUAAACCAAUUAUGUUGCAUUCGAUAAACAAAUCAGCCCCACCGUACUUCAGUUAAAAAUAUUUUGACUGAACAGUUUGUAAACAGAAAGUAUAUCCGAAAAUAUUACAACUAACCGUGAAAAAGUGGGAACUUUCAACAAUGAGUGAUAAUGUCUCGGUAGCUGUCAGUUUAUUAUUCUCAUUUUAAUCCAUUCAUUUUAAAUGUCAGUCAAUAAUAAUAUUAACGCAGUCUUGUAUUAUUGUUUGCAAUUCUGUAUAAAAAAAUAUGAUAUUUAAAGUUUUAUAAUUUAACAUUUUUUAAUUCAAAAUUAAAAUAUAUCAGCAUUAAAUCGUCUUCCAAAACAAUGAUAAAAAAAGACGGACUGACUUCGCACGUUGGUAGAUCAGUGUUGUAGGUGAGAAGUUAUUCAUAACUAGUAGAGAGAAAAUUUAAUGUAUAUCUGUUUGCAACGAUUAGCCAUUGCUAGCGAAAAACGAUUCUGAGCAGAAUCGUUUUGAGCGAAGUGAGCGAAGUUCAGUUAAUAGUGUUGCUUUGUCAACAUGAUAUUAUAUUAUGUCACAUACCUAUUAUGGUAAAAUAAUAACAUAUGCAUUAUAUGUUUUCUUUAAUAAUAUUUGUUUAAUAUUGUACCUACUUUCACGUUUUUCACACGUUUUUUCCCGGUUUUUCCAUUUUCGAGAAAACUUUUGAGAAAAUCAAAAAUGUUUUCUUUGAAGAUCUACUUCAGUCAGAUUUCCUUUCAGAAAAAGUUCUAUUAUUAUAAAUUGGAGGAAAAUUGCUGAUAGAAAAGUUGUCCACAAAAAAAUAUAAACAUCAUUGUGAAAUCAAUACAUACUUCGCUCCACUCAGAAUCUAAAAAAAUACUCAUAGUCCGUGAUUUGAACUCGUGCUACUUAUAUAGUUAUUUCAAUCACUAGAACUUAGAUAGUGAUCAAAGUUAAAAGUUAUAAAUUAUGAAAAUUGAGUUACAAAUAGUUACAAAUGAAAUUUAAAAUAUCGGCAUUGGUCCGAAGUCAAAAGCCGAAAGUUGUGGAACCAACUUAAUACAUGUUAAAAAAUGUAUAAGUUGUUAACUGUCUAACAGUUUCAGCAAUAUCACUGUUGGUUGUAAUAUUUGCGGAUAAAAUACUGUCGGCUGAAAUACUGUAGGUAGAAAUAUUAUUCUGUUUAGAUACAUUCGGAUGAAAUCACUUUUGGCUUAAAUACGUUCAGUUAAAAUAUUUUCGACUCAAAAGUGUUUUAUGUAAAUAUUGUAUGGUGUACACGUAAACUUAACCUAGCGCUCAGAUAACUGUUAAUCCACAUAAAACGACAAACGGGUACAUUUAUUUUUAAAAUUUAACCAACUGUUAUUAUGUAUUUAUUAAACAGAAAAUUUAAAUAGUUAUGGUUAUUCGUAUAUAUAAAUUUCUCAUGUUACUACACAUUUAUAUUUUAAUAAAAUAUUGAAUAAUAUUAAUUUAUAAUAUUUAAAAUAUUAAUUAUCGAUCAAACAUUACUUAACUUUUAGUUUAUAAAAUUAGUAAGUAUAGAUAUCUUUAUAAUAUAUUAUUUUGAAAUAAUUUAUAUACUUUAUAACAAUGUGUAGGUAAUUAUAAUUACAAUAAAAUUAAUUUUAAUUUUUAUAACUGUAGAUACCAUGUCCCCGGAAUAUUGGUGUACAUACCGUAAAUAUAUUAUGUUAUAAUAUUCUGUGCGCAAUAAUAUUUCUCUAUAGACUUAUAAUAGUAGUUUGAUAAAAUAUACUGUAAUAAAAUUAAUUAUUAAUUUAAAUACUGUGAUUUACUUGUAACUACUAUUAUUUCAUAUCUUAUAUUUAUAAUAGUCAUUAACUUUAGUGCCUGUAGUAAUACAUUUUUUUUCAGAAUUAAUUAAAUUCAGAUUAAUUUUACUACUAUUAUUAAUUUUAAUAUUAAAGCUUAAAUCUUAUAGCCUAAAGCUUCAAAGUCAUUUCUACGUGAGGUUGUAUACAAUAUAUUGUAUAUAAUUAGGGCUCGAGACUUAAAGUUUACAAAAAAUCAGUUAAAACGUCAAAAAAACAUUGAAAAAAGGACUUGAAAAUAGUUGUAGUAAUUGUAGUUUUAAGUGUCCUCCCUUUAAAGGCUCUAACUUAUUAAAUACAAUUUUCUAACGCUACAAAAAUUAUUAGCCCAUAGUUCUUUUAUAUAAUACAUACGAUUUUCUUUAAACAAAUUUACUUUUUGUUAACCAUUUGUGUCAUGUUAGAAAAUUGUAUUUAAUAAUUUAGAGCCGUUAGACAAUGGACCUCUAAUCCCAUCUACCAUUUGUUUUUAUAAUAUUUUUUUGAAGUGUUUUUCGGAAGAUCGAGGAUUUAAAUAGUUUAAAACCUUCUUCGGAUAAUGCAGAUCAUUUUUCAAAAAAACGUUUAAUCUUCAAAAAAAUGUUUAUCUAGUAGAAUAUGCGUAUCAAAUAUUUCCAUUUCACAUUUAUAUAUACAUAUGUACUUUAAUCUAUAUGUAUUAUUUAUUUAUUUAUUAUUAUUCAUUCGGAAUUCUUUAAAAACUAUUUCACUCAAAUUUGAUUAAAUAUUUGUAUACACAUAUAAUAUUUAAUAAUAUAUAAUAUGCAUCAAUUUUGGUAAUUUAUAAUUUCAAUUCUGUACUUAAUAAAUUAAUUUGUUUUCCUGGUUUUAUCGACGUUUUAGAAAAACUACAUGGGAAAUCAAAAAAAAACUUUCUUCCUCACCAAUUAGAAUAAUUAGAUCCAAAAUGCAACUAAAAAGUCUCUUAGCAUUUUUUUUAUUGGAUAAAGAUUUGUAGUAGAAAAGUUGUUCACAGAUAGAAAAAAAAAUCGCAUAUAUUAGUAAAACCAUGGAUUAUAGAAUAGAAUGUUAUUCUUUAAUCAAUGGUAAAACCAAUACAUUCCUUGCUAUAUUCAGUAAUCUAAAAGAUAGGAAAAUAUAUAGAUAGGUAUGUACAUUUUAUAUUAUAAAUACAAAUUUGAUUUUUUUAUAUACAUGUAUAUUAUCUAUAGUCGCACCGACACCGUGUUAUGGUAAGAAAAAAGUUUUAAUUCGUACAAAUGUAUUUAAACAAAUUAUAAUAUGGUAUGUCUUAAAACAAACAUUUUUAGAAUAAAAUUUUUAAUACCAAAACAUUAGUUAAAACUAUUUAUUAAUAAUGAUUGUUAUAAACAUCCGUUAUCAAAUAUGAUCAAUAUCUAUCUCAGUAAAUUGCUGAUUAAGAAUAAAAUAAAUGUGUAAAAUAAAAAUAGAAAUUUGUUAGUAAACAUAAAUAUUAAACGGUUUUAAAUUCUAACAUGUUAUUUUUGUCUAAAAUAAUUAACUGUUCAAUAGAAGCUUUAAGUGAGUGUCCCAUCUUCUUGAGAAGUGAGUACCUCUGGAUAAUUUAUAAAUUUUCAAUAAGAUAAUAAUUCAAUAAUUCAAUAAGAAUCUUGAAAAGUAUUUAUUUUAUUUUUGAAAAACAUUUUUACAUUUACCAGUAAAAUUGUAAAUUUUUAGGGCUGCAUUCAUAAAGUAGUCCAUGAGUACUAUUUAAUGCCACACGCCUUUCUGCCAUACAAAUUCCGAUUUAAUCUUUGAGUAGUUGAUAAUAAAAAAAAUUCCAAAGUUAAUACUUUCGAGAUAAUGCAUGUCUAUGAUCAAAAUUGAUCAGUAUAGUUAUACAAUUUCAAAUUUCAAAAUAAAAUAUUAAUCUUGUAUAAAAAUGUUUAUGAAGUGAGCUACCUAUAUAGUUAUUUAAUGCUAGAAUAUUAGUAAAGAGCAUAAACAAAUAAAAUACAAUUUAUUUAGGAACAUUUCCCAAAUUGUAUACUAACUUUGAAGACAAGGGAAGAAGACAUUGGACAACUGUUAGAAAGUUAAGUAUGUAAUUUUAUUUUAAAUAUUAUUUAUAAUAUUUUUAUGUACAAUGGUAUAUAUAAUAAAUAAUUAUGUAAUCUAACUAUAUAAAUGUGAAAUUAUAUACCUAUAUAAUAUAUACAGAGCAGUAUAAUAGUUUGUUUGUACUUACUUUUUAUCUCAAAAUCUAACAAUUAUAUGGAAUUUUCUUGAAAUUUGGUAAUUAUUAAUCUUUUUGUACACGAAUUUGCUACAAAGGAUAGAGACUUUUUAAUACCGGACUACCAGCUAACCAGCUAUUUUGAACUAAUAUUAACUGUUCUAUUAAAAUAUAGAUAUCAACUGUGUUUUAAUCUAUAUACAUAAUAAUGAAUACUUUGUUGCAAACGCCAUAGCUUGAGAACGACUGGACCGAUUGGGCUGAUUUUUAUUUGAUAGUGUUCGUUAUUGUCAGGACACGGUUAUUAUUAAAGAAAAUGUUUGGAAAAUCAACCGGAAAAUUUGUAAAUUAGGAUGGUAUUUUUGUAUGAAAAUGAUAGUUUGUUUUACGAUGUUUUUUUUUUUGUGAACAACUUUUCUAUCAGAAAUUUUACUCCGAUUUUCAAGUGUAGCACUUUUUCUAAAAUUAAAUUUUUCUGAGGUGUUACUUUAAAGAGGUCAUUUCAUAAUAAAUGGGAAGAACUUAGAAAAAUCUGAAGAAUUUACAAAAUGUAUUAUUGUAUAUUUGAGAUAUUUUAACACUUUUAUUUAAUUAUAUAUAAAACAUUUUUGUUAAUUUUUGUGUUAAUAAGUUUUAUUUACGCAACUACUUAGUUUCGGCUUACACCAUCAUUAGGCUGCUGAUAUAUAAUGUUCUACAAUAGUUUUCAUAAAACAAUUUAAAAGAGGAACAAUAUAUAUUUUAAAAUUAAAAUAAAUAUAGUCAUUAUAAUAUCAAACAGGAAAUGUAUUAUUUUUAAACCGUAAAUAUUACAGUCUUUCGAAACAUGUAUAACCCAAAUCCGUUCAGAAUAGUUUUUCGAAAGCAAUAAUUAAUCGUUACGUACAAAUAUUGAAAUAUGUAUUAAAUUUCCCCCUAUUUUCUCGACUUCUCACCUAUUUUACUCAUUUACCCAUAUUAAUUUUUGGUUUUGGCUGUCUCAGAAUUGAAUGAAAACAAAUAGGUGGAAAGUGGGAUGUCUACCUUCGGCGGACUAAAUGUGGUCUAUUGUGAAAUUUGAUUAAUGUAAAUAAUAGUAAUAAGAAUAGUAUUCUUUUCCAUGGAAACCAAAUUAUAAUCCGUAAAUUCAAGGUAACUCUUGAAUAAACAAAAAUAAAUACAUAAGCAAUUAGAUAUUCGAACCAAAUAUACCUAAAAACUCUAUUUACUCCCUUAGGUGUUGAAUUUUUAAAAAUCCUUUCUUAGCGGAUGCUUACGUCAUAAUAGCUAUCUGUGUGUCAAAUUUUAGCCCGAUCCGUCCAGUGAUUCGGGCCAAACGAUGAUGAAUCAGUCAGUCAUUUAAUCAGUCAGGACAUGUUAUUUUAUACAUAUAUAGAUUAAAAAUCGAGUUAUUUAUUUUAUAUGGAUAUGAAAUGUCGGCGAAUAUGCACAUAAAGGAAUGCUGCGCGCAGUACUGUUUGUGAGUGACAAUUAUAGUCGCGAUGUCCCAUUUUCGAGUAUUCUCACUCCCCAAUAUGUUAGGUAAGGCUUAACUUCCUUUGAAAUCCCCCCCCCAAAAAAAAACAACAAAAAUUUGGUAUUUAGAUAUUUUUGGUAUGGAAAUCAUGAAAAAAUAUCACAACAAGACACUUUUAGUCCGCCGUAUGUGGGCUAAAAAUGGAUAGUUGAAAUGGGGUAGUCAUCCACUUUCCAUAUAUUUGUGCCGUGUGGAACAGCUAUUAUUAAUAUAAUUUAUAAAAACCUAAAAAUAUUAGUAUAAAAAUUCACUAGUUUUAUUGUAAGGAAAUUAAAUAAAAUUUACGUGACGUCCUUAAUUUAUAUAAGUUAUAAGCCGAUAAAAUCAUACAUGAAGUACCUGAGGUACAAAGAAAAAUAUUAAAACUUAAAAAUCGUUUUAGAGAAAGAAAAAAUAGCGCAAUGUGAUGGUAAGUCAGUUAUAGUGUAAUCGCUGAUUGGUAUACUAUACUCAGCUACUAAUUUUAUUAUUUUAUAGACUUAAUUUCAGAGGCAUAGCUAUAAGGGGGCCGUGGGUGACAACUGUCCCAGGAUGUCAACAUUUUUUUUGGAGCGCAUUUAUUGUACGAAGUUGAUGGUGGAUUAUAAAUUUUCAAUAUAAUAACUAGCGUUACUCUAAAUUUUAUUAUUUGCAUAUUUUUGUUUUAGUUCUUAAUUUAUCCCUUUUUUUAAAAUUAUAUUGCUUAGCUAUUUCCGAUAUUAUACGAUAAUAUUCCGGUGUGUUAAUCACUUUGCAUAUCAUUUCUAAUACAUUUGAAUUUGUUAUUUUUGUUGUUUCGGUUUUUUUUAUCAAAGUCUCGUAACUAUAUCCUUUUUCUUUUAUUGUUACAUACAACUUAGAGCAUCAAAAUUAGAAUUGUGUACCCCCGGUUUAUAUUUUAUUUCAUAACUGUACUCCUCAAGCUCUGUCCCCCAUCGAAUAAUCGGAUAAUGAGUUUUUUCAAGUUAAAUAAUCACGAUAGCGGUUUAUGAACACUUAAAAUAGUAAAUUUCCGCCCCUACACAUAUGGUCCUAAUUGUCUAACUCCAAAUGUUACUAAACAUUCUAAUUCUGUUGUAUUAUAAUUAUUUUCAUAUUUACGUUCCAUAUAUAAUUAUAUUGUUGAAACACGAGUAUACUAAACAUUUUAUUCCGAUUAUACCCACUAGUACGUUAUUCAUUGAUCUUUGGAAAAUAAUGGCGAAGUUUUCAAGUUUUCAAAUUUUCAUUGUCAUUCGCGUAUAUUCAUAAUGUCUAAGAUUUAUGUAAAAGGCUGAUAAUUAGCGUGAAGAUUUGACUAAUGAUAUUUGGUAGAAAUCUAACGCUAAGUUUAUAACGUUAAAUAUUUGACAUUCUCCCAACUGGUCUAAUAUUUCAGUUAUAUUAGGCAGCCGAUGAAACUCGUUUUAAGUAACGUUUUUAAAGCUCUAAAAUCUAUCAUUAUCUUCUCUUUCCUACUUGCAAAGUAGGAAACUUUAAACUAAAAGUAAAGAUACAUUCCAAGGAUUCAUGGGUUGUUCUAUUAUACCAUUUGCCUCCGUUUUUCGAGUUUGAGAAUUUUUUUAUUCUUGUUGCCUGUGCGGUAACCAAUAAGUUUGUCGGUAAAUUAGUGCUUGAUCUUUCUUUAAAUUUAUUAAGUGUUCUGUUUCUGUCGCGUUAGUAAAGGUUAGACUGUCCCUUUCUAAAUGGAAUAUUUCUGUAUAUUGUUCGCAUAUUUCAAGUAUAGAUUGUUUUCCUCUGGAUUCAUAUGUUCGCUUCUAAUUAGUUGUUUAGUUUUAUUAAAUCGAGUUACGUCAUUUUUUAUACUGCUUAUCGAACAAAUAUUAUAUUAAAAUUCGGAUGAUAGGCUCCCGCUAGACGUUAUGAGUCCGUAUCGGCUCCGGUUCGUUACUCCUUGUCAUCGGUUAAGUGGCCGUAUUACGUACCUUUACGAUAACGAAUUUUGAUAUCUAAUUAAUCGCAUAUAUUUACAGUUAUAUAAAAUUAUAAAUUAUUUUCGGUGUAGUUUUUAUAAUAAUUUAGCAAAACCGGAAAAAACAUAGAAAAAACGGAAAAAUUUACGAAAAUAAUUUCAAACUAAAAAUUGCAAAUAAUCGAACCGAACUAAAUAUCCAAUUGUUUGGUUUGAAAAUCAUUCGAUAUUUAUACUGCGCGUUCACCAAUACGAUGUUUUGCGGGGAGACAGGGUGAUCUUGUUAUGAAAAAAGAAAAAUUCAUAAAACUAUCAAACCAUAGGAUAACCAUUAACCUUCGAGUUAAGUUAAAGUUCGAUCAAAAUAUUUUAAAUUUAGGUUUGGUUCGAGUUCGAAAAAAAAUGUGUAGAUUUGGUUUAGUUCGGGUUCGUUAAUUUUUAAAAAAAUUUCGGUUUGGUUCGGUGACCUUAAAAAUCAAGGUUCGUAACAAUACUAAAAAUAAUGCUUUUAUUAUUUUCAAAUUUUUUUUUUUUGUUGUGAAUCGGUUUGAAAUAUUCACAGAGACUUAAAAUUUGGACAAAAGACUAAUAUCUAUUUACUUUUCCUAGAUGUAGACAAAUUUUCAAAACAUUUCAAUAAUUUUUAAGCUAUUUAUAGACAAUUAAAUUUUACGAGUUUGUUAAGUAAUUUAUAUUGGAGGAUGAAAGUAGCCUGCUUGCAGUUUUCUUUGCAUAUGUUAUUUUAACUUCAAGGUUCUAACAAAUGGAAACAACCAAAGUAGCAUAACUAAUACCAUCACCAAGGCACUAAUUUCCAGCAUUACUAUUACUCUAUAGCCAUACGAUAAAUACGUUUGGUAUUGGUAGGUACUUUGUGGAUACAAUUGUUAGAUUAAACAAAAAUUCUUGAAAAUUUGACAGGAGGUUCAAUAUAAGUCGUAUUUAAUGAUCAGAAGAAAAAUGAAUUGUAAUGUAGUACUUUUUUUUUUUUUAUAAGAGUUUUAAAAUCAAAUUUUGACGAAAAUCGUAAAAAUUACAGCUUUUUUACUUUGCUUCGAAUCGUUUUUUGUUAGAAAUGGUUUAUCAUUGGUUAGAGAAAUAAAUUAAAUAACUCUAUGUAUUUUACCUUCCCAACUGCAUAUCCCUUCUUGAACAGUGGCUGCACCGAUCCCCAGUAUUAGUUUUUUUUUUCAGGUGUAAUUAAAAGAUACGUAAAUCACCUUCUUAAUCAACGCAGUAA